AUGGCUCUUGGAACAAUAGUCGAGGAGCAAACUAGUUUACAACCUUCCACCCAAAACUCUUCCGAGCAAACCGAGGAGCUCUCUCCUAUGACCGUCGUCGAAAAAGUUUCCAAGGUUUGACAAGCUUUUUUUUCUUUCCGAGGUUUUUUUGAUUUUUGAUCAAUUUCAAGCUGUCAGCUUUUUUUUGUAUUGUAGAACUUAACAUGAAUAUGAAUUUCAGUUUGUGAUCCAAGCCAGAUGUACGGACAAUAUUCUGUUUUCUGCUGCGAUGGCUGUCGGUGGCUGUGUUCUCAUGAUGCAAACUUUUCCCGUUUUCAUGAACAAUUGGGUUUUUCUCACUGAGCCAAGGCCCAUCAACAAAACUAAUGAAAAUGGCGAGCAACUGGUGAGUACAAUUUGCACUUUCUUGCUAAUCUUCUUUUUAGGAGAGCACUUUCAAUUACAACGCGGGUUAUUUUCAAAUUUGCCGGGUUCAUAUAAAUAAUAACUCUGGAAUAAUUUACGACGAGAAAGAAAUUCCAAGUUUGUCGUCUUGGUUUUGAAGCAAGGACUGUGAUUUUCAAGGAACGGAGAGCGUCUAUCGAUGUCAUUUGAAUCCUUUGUUUUCGCAAGACGACAUAACCGACUUUUCUGUUGCUUCUCUCGCUGUUAUAAGUACGAAUUUUGAUUUUUUGAGUAUUAUCCUUAACAGAAUAUCUUUCAGUGAGAUUGGGAUCGCCUGCAUUGCUUCACGUCGGCGGAGCUUUCAUUUGUUGUUUCGCGUUUUUCUGUGGCGUCGCUGGUCACGUCAGGAACUCUCAUCACACUUUGCUUUCUUCGAUUACGUAUAUUUGUGGAAGUAAGCUUCAUUCUAUAUAAUUUAUUUAUUUUUAUUGGUAGAGCCAGAUAGCAUAGUUUUGUUUAUGGAAACUUGAGGGAGAAACCCUUUCAAACCGAAAAAAAAACUCGGAAUCUCUGAAAAUUGAAAACAGUACCCGUUUUCAGCUCUCAAAAACUUAAAAAAUAAAGUUCAUUCUUCACCAAUUGAAGGCAAAAUGAGUAGAUUGGCAAAUGUGACGCGUUGCGUACGCGGUGCGGCUUCUAGAAAGGCCAGGGAAAAAAUUUAAUCAACGCGUCCUAUUCGGUAAUCUACCCAUCUUGUUUUUCUAUUUGAAAAGGAUUGACUAUCAAACAGAAAAUGACUUUUGACAAUUGGACUGAGAUUUUUUAGAUGAAAAAUCAAUCACUUGUGAACUGAAUUUUUUUAAAUAUUCAUAGAAAGUUAAGGCAUCAUCUUAUGCACAGCAGUGUUAAUGGUGGUUUGUGUGGUCGAUGACGAACUGGCUCCAAGAAUGAAACCAAAUGCAGCUGGUGAACCAAGCAAGUUCAGCUACGUAUACGGUUAAUAGAAUUCCGAAAAAUCAAAGAUAAAUUAUCAGAUUUUCAGGGCCUCCAUUCUUUUCAUCCGCUUUAUCAUUCAUCCCUGUGCAAAUCUGUGCUUGCUUGCACGCCUUUCUUUAUUUUCGGUGAGGCUACCUUUGAGAGAUUUUUGUAAUUUUGAUUCUUUCAGGAGAUUCCCUACCGUUGUUGAAAAGCUGAAGUAUGUUCCAGGGCUCGAAGCAAAAACGUUAGUUUAUUUAAAUCCUUAAAUUUCUUUUUUUAUGAAACUAAAAUCAAAAAUUUUUGGAAGUUUUUACUCGAAGUCUUUCUAAUAUUUUUUUACAUAAUUCUGUGCCCCAAAAAUUCUAUUUUGAACUAUCUUAGUUACUUUGGCUGACGAGACACAAUGAAAAAAAUGAUUUUUUUCGAACUUUUGACAUUUAAUCAAGUUUCUGAAUGAAGCGCAAAAAUCUUUUUCAAUGAACUUCUUGGAAUAAUUUUUUUAUUCAUACCAAAAAAACUUAUUGAACAAAAUAAUUUUUCAAAAAAUCCAAUUUGUUAUUUCAAAAAAGGAUUCAUUUCAGUUCGGCGAGCUCAACUAGACAAAGAGCUUGGGAUUCCGCCAAUCGAAAACCUUCGGAGAGGAUCUCUGGCCUCAUACUUGCCGAUCCCGUCGUUCACAGCUCCUUCAAGACGAAACUCUCGACGGAGCAGUCAAGCUUCUUUCACAAACCCCAGUCUUAUGUUUAUGCACGAUGUUUAAAAUUUAUCGAACCUCUCAAAUAAAAUUUUUUCUCUAAGGUCUUCAAAAAACAAAACGUCGAGAAUCCGAGAAAAAUAGCUGUUUCGACUAAAUAAAAACUGGCAGGGCUUAUUGCGACAUGAUGAAAUGCGAUUUCUCGGCGAUUUGCGCGCUUGAGUUAAUUAACGAGCAGAGAUCAAUUGCGUUUUCAGAACGCUAUAUAAAAAGAGAACUGGUAUUAGUUGUUCAGUUUCGUUACUCCGCCCCAAAGCUCAGUGAUUGAAUCUUGCUUCAAGCGAAAAUUUCUGCACUAGAAAAAAAAAAUUGCUUAGCCUAAGAAUUGAAACUUAUUAUUUCUCUCUUCUACUAAUUGCUUCUGAAAGGUUGUAGGGAAAGCCUGAUUCAAAGGGGUCGAAGCUCAUUUUUCCUGCCGUUCCGCUAAAACUCAUUAGAAAGAACAGCUGUAUUAAAAACUCACCUGCCUCUAUACUUUCUUCGGCUCCGCAUUCAAUUGACGUUUUGAAGUUGUGUGCCACGUUUGGGACCAAUUUAUCAAAUAACCUCCUCGAAAAAUGAUAGAAACGUUUCUGAUAGGCACCGAGCUGUCUACCUUCCUCCUGUAGUUUCAAAAAUUUGCCGUUCUAUUUUAGGUGUGAAUGUUUGUAGUAAAUGAAUUACGCGUGACUUCCGGGACUCUUCGUCCUGUUCGCAAUUUUUGAUAAGCUUUCUAGUCAUAUAAAUGCCUGCUUUUCCGCUGAUACGUUUGUAUCUUUCUAUCUCAGACUUUUUAUUUCCCGAUUACAUCAUUAAAAAUGAUUGUACAGCUGCGCGAAUAAUACGAAUCGGUAGUCGAAAAAAAGUAAUCAAAAUGGCUAUUUGCAUUCCAUAAAUUCAGUUAUCGGAAAGGCUGUUAUCAAUGAAAUAAGCUGCUUGUUUUCUUAUCAUUUUCGUUUCAGUACGAGGCAUACUCACGUUAGUUCAAAAAACUGUUUCAGAGGUCAUGUUGCGACUAGAACUUCUUCUGUUCGGUGUCUAUCUGUUGUUCGCAUGGCCCCUUGCUUUCAAAUUCGGUGUGACCGCGUUUCUGCUACCCUACGCCGUGUUGAUGAUCAUCUACUUGUGGAUGACCCGACCUCUUAAUCAUGUCCGGCUUUUGGGAGAUAUCGGCUUCGAUUUGAGAGAUGCGGUGAGAUUCGGAUAAACUUUUUCAAAAUACAAACUUGAUCGAUUUUGCAGAAAAACGAUUCGUUCAAGGAGAGAAAUAUGGAACGCUUGAAGCGUAUGAGAAUCAAGGGAGAGCUUCCUCCAGUUUUCCCAAAUUCUUGGUUUUGUGUCGGGGAGUCGGCAUUAUUGAAGAAAGGAGAUGUUCAGCAAAUCGCAGCAUUAGGUAUUCAGAACAUUUUUCGGAAUUAAUGUCUAAAAACGGACAGGAAAACUUCUGGUUAUGGUCCGCACCGAACAAGGGAAAGUUCACAUUGUAGAUUCUUACUGUCCUCAUCUUGGAGCAAAUUUAGCCGUCGGAGGCAGAGUAAGUCUUCGAAGACUUCACAUAAAUAGUAAAUAUUGAGAUGGUUAAUGGGAACUGUCUACAAUGCCCUUUCCACGGAUGGAAGUUUGACGUUUCAACGGGGAAAUGCGUUGAGAUCCCCUAUGACCAAGGCCGGAUUCCGGAUCAAGCCAAAAUCGACACAUACCACGCGGUUGAACGCAACGAGCACAUUUACCUAUGGCAAGUUUUAAGGUUGAAGCUUGUAAGACAAGCGUUUCAGGCAUCACGCAGAAGGCUUGGAUCCUCACUGGGAAGUUCCUGGAGUCGGCGAAAUGUACACAGAGAAGUGGGAGUUCUGUGGUAGAACAGAGCACGAAAUCGCUUGCCACAUCCAAGAAGUUCCUGAAAAUGGUUCCGACAUUGCUCAUCUCGGCUACUUGCACCAUCCGGGCCCUAAUGAAGGUUCUGAUCUUAUUAGAAAAAAGUUAACUCAAGUUCAGCAUUGCCUUGAGUUCCGCGCAACUCAAUAAAACCAGUCAAAUCAUAAAUUAUUUUCUCAUUUCGCGAGCUACAAGAGCAGUUAACUUCCAAAGACCAAGUUUUCUUGUGCUCAAAAAGUUCGGACGUAGUGAACUGAGCCUUAAAGUACAUUACUGACAAAAUCCAAGUACGCGUUAAUAAUUCGUUUUUUUAUCCUAUGAAGCUGAAAAUCCCGUAGAAAAAAUUGAGAAAAAAAAACAAAAAUAAUCAGUCCUGAGUAAUAAUAUUAUCAGCUGUUAUCUGAAGCCUGCAACAUUUUUUCCUCGACCAAGUUCCACCUGCUUUUAUCGGAUAGCAGACGAAAAGAGGAAGUAUGUCUGUUCUUUGGAUUCAACUUUUUAGUCUGAGAGUCAUUUAACCUGACCUUUCCAUACUUUCUGUAAACUUCCGCAAAUACUUUUUCAUUGACAAUAUUUUUUUGAAAAAGUGGUUUUUUUCAAUCUUUUACUUUAUAGAUAAAUGCCUUUUUGAACAACAUGAAGCCUGGAACUACAAAAAAUUAAACUUAUAUCACCAAAAAAUACAUUUUUGCGAAGGUCGCCACUGGUUAAGUUUGGUUUUGUUCAAUCAGAUUUUGAUCAAGCAAACCCAUAAAAAUUUUCUAGAAGCCCUGGGGAACUUGACCUUACAGAUGUGGGAAAAUAACGGUUCCUUUAAUUAAUCAAGAUUAAAUUUUUGAUUCAAAGCCAUUUUUUCAAGGACUGUGAAUUCGAAUAACUUGACUGUAGUAGCCAAAAAUGUAGGCUAAAAACUGAUAACAAAAAAAAGAUAACACAACAAGUAGUAAACCACAUCGAAUAGUAGAUAAAAAAAGUUGUGACUACUACUUUGACAAGGGAUGUUAUUAUUAUAAACUCCCAAAUUCGAAACAAGAACUUGAAAUGAUUCUUAAUAUUCUACUUGGAAUUGAUUCAAGAAAAAAAUUUCAUAACUGUACAGACAGCUCCGGAAAUAUACCUUAAACUACUAAUUUCUUGGAUUUCUAACCAAUACAAAGUAUAGUCGAAAAAGAAACAAAAAAAAGCGACUGAUCACAACUUUCUUGUAAGGACUUCAAUCUUUCUGAAACUUUCUAGAGCUGCGUUUAUUUCUGUGCAUUGAAAGUCCAUAAGAGUGUUGAAAAUAACAGUCAUAAAUGCUCCAGAAAGUUCCAGAAAGAUGGACAUCCUUACAAGGAAAUUGUGGCCGAAACUCGGUACUGUAUCACGAAACCACAGAGAAAAGUGAAAAAUAUACUCUUUUCCAUAGGUUCAAACAUCUUAUCACUGAACCUGAGCAACGUGUUCCCUUUCAUCCGACAUGUUUGGGACGGCAGAUGGGCGGUGAAAGAAGGCGAGCCACACAUUGGAGUUCUUCACUUGGACCAGCAUCUGGAGUUCAAAGGAUGGAGACUGCCGUUGACUUCAAGCAAACUGGUUGCCGAACAGGUUAUAUUUAACGUGACUUCAAUACUCAACCCUUUUUUUACAGAUUGGACCCGGACUUGUCUACAUGCACUUCGACUUUGGCUUCUGGGGUCGCGGCGUCGUAUUUCAGCACGUGACUCCAGAAGAGCCGCUGCAGCAGCGAGUUCGGUUCCGCUUCUACUCCAAUAUCAACCGAUUCUUCUGCAAAUUUUUCUUGAAGAGCGAAGCCCUUCAGGUGUUCCUAUCAUUUUUAUUCCCAAUUAAGUUCGGUUAUAGUUUGAACGCGACAUCUACGUAUGGUGCAACAAGAAGUUUAUCAAAAAUCCAGUUCUCGUUCGAAACGAUGGACCGAUUGGAAAAUUCCGCAGGUUAGUGAUUUCGAAUAAACUUUCAGUGUUUGAAUGGCUCUUAUACUGGGAAAUUUUUUAGUGGUCACUAUAGGGUUUUGACGUUUCAGUGACCACUAUAGUAGUCAAAUUAGAAGAGACUUGAGAGGUUUGAAAUUAGUGGCCACUACAGAGGUCGAAGUGCUACUACUAGGCCACUAAAAAUUUAAGUUACCACUUCAGGGGUCAAAGGAUCAACAUAACUGGUCUAAUCUGUUUGUUUUAGAGUUAUCACAGUUACUGGAAGGAAUCCUGAGUAACAAACUACUGGAAUGACUACUUAAUAGAAAACCUUUAUAGCGGCCACUUAACCGGAAAAUAGUGGCCACUUCAGUGUCCUCUCUAAGUAGUCCUUGGCAAGCCUCUAUAGUGGCCACUAAAUAUUUUCACAGUAGAUCGAAUUGUCAAAAUAAUGCUCAGAAAAAUUAUAAAUGGGAUCUGUCAGGACCAAAAAAUUAGAAGAUUUUUCUUUCCACGUUAAAUCUUUUGAUCAAACUUAAAAAAGAACUUGAUAUUUCAAAGAAUUUCAACCUGUUAUUGUUAUAUUUUCCGCUUAUAGCUUCGAAUUCAAAACAUUCACUCAAUUCUUUAUCCCAUCAAUGACACAAUAAAUCUGGUUUUCAGGUGGUUUUUGCAGUUCUACUCAGAAAACAGCCCCAGAUUGCUGGUUAACGGAACUCUCUCAACGCAGGAUAGCACCUCGCUCAGCUCCGUCAACGAUUGGUAAUAACGGAAAAGCCAUAUGGUCCUCAAUGUGAUGAAAUAUUUCCUGUUAGAAGAAGAAGUUUCAAAAUUGCACACCUUCGCUUCAUUGUACAUUUCUUUGUUCCAAAAAAAAAGACAAGGUUGAAAAUAUUUCUUUCCGAUGUCGGAACCGGAAGUUUUUGUCAACUGGUAGUUGCCCUAUUUUCAAUAAAACUUGUUGGGAUAUUGUUAACAAAAGUGGGAGUUUGAAAGGCUCCACCGUGAAUUGAUGUUUUUUUUUUUCUGUCGGCCUCGCUUUGGAACUGCCUUUGCGGUUUGGCGCAGAUAUGGAAAAAUCGAAGUUUGAAAAAAUACAAAUACGAUGGCUUUGCUGAAGCAUCAAAAGGUUCAGAAAAGUCAAUUAAUCGAAUCGACCGAAAGGUUCAUGUCUUCAUUUACAGUUUGAAUAUUAUGGUAGUAGUGAUAGAAUAGGUUUUUUUGAAUAAAACAAAUUCUACAACAUUCCAUAUUUGAUACUAUCAUCAUAAUUUUUUUAAGUUUUUGGAAGAGAUAUUAUAUCUUUCUCAAUGCAAACCAAUUUGAGGGAAAAACUGGAGCUCAAAAUGAAAGAAAAAAAUGAUAAAUGGAAAGUUCUUGCAAAAACUCGAAUUGUCGUCGAUUACUGCGCCCGGUACGCAGACAGUCAAUCCUACAUUGAACAUUCAAAAAAACAAGAAAAACCAAAAAUGAAAAAAAGGUCGAAAAAUCAACUUUUAACUCAAGCAAACUGCGCCCUACUGACUAGCAACAUUUUCGGGAGCUUAUUUUUAUUAUGAAAGUUGAAAGAAAUUUCCGAAAAUGUUUAGACCUUUUGAACGUUCAAGUUAAAAAAAAACCAAAAAAAGACAAAAAGCGUGAAAAACUUCAUCGGAGUUUGUUUUGAGAAUGGCUUGAAUCAGCACGGUUCGAUGGGAAAUAUGGCUUGUUCCGAAGGCGAGGAAUGUUUCCGAGACCUCUUCAGUAGUUUUUCUCUCCUUCAGACUUAUUUCUCUUUCAUUUCAUUUCUGGAAUAUCAGAAGGUGUUCUCUUCUUUUUCAUAUGCUGACGCCAAUCAUCGCAGAUCGAAGACUCUUUUGUUGAGAAGUGGGCAGGCGAGUCAGCGAGCCUCUCGCCACGGCGGAAAUCCGCUGA
Molecule: messenger RNA, 7797 nt
Organism: Caenorhabditis auriculariae
Lineage: Eukaryota; Metazoa; Nematoda; Chromadorea; Rhabditida; Rhabditidae
Source: the annotation of a GenBank genome assembly